This is a messenger RNA of Aspergillus mulundensis, 501 nucleotides long. RefSeq lists its product as uncharacterized. Lineage: Eukaryota; Fungi; Ascomycota; Eurotiomycetes; Eurotiales; Aspergillaceae. The record is from RefSeq and is a predicted model, not a curated record. Bases 1 to 501 code for a protein of 166 amino acids. The transcript is spliced from 2 exons.
AUGGCUCUAGGAUUAGAAUAUAGCCCUACGUUCGCGAUUGAGCCUCCCACGUCAAUCCGCCCAGGCGUCGCCUUUUCGUUUCCCAUCGUCGUUGCGGUGCCCCCCGUCGGCAAUGCCGGCAACGACCCAGAACAACAACUAGGGGCGAUAGUACUGCUUCGCGACGAAACCGGAGGUGAUUCGGCAGCUGCCCUUGCUGCCACUGGAACCGCUGCCACCAGCGUAUGCAACCGGACGGGGAACUCCACAAGCGGGUACGCUGCCUUCAGGCGUCUUACUAUCAAUAGCCCAGGGAAGUACAGAUUGCGGGUGAUGCUGUGCCUCAGCAACGCGAGGGAGGUGUUGGUGAAGGGGUCUGUGGACUCUAAAGUCAUCCACGUACAUGCGGGCGCCGCCGCGUCACAACCUCCGACUUCGUCUCAGAUCGCAAAGUUACAGGCCCUGGUCCCUGAAAACAUCGGCAUAUCGCAGGCGGAUAUUGCGGCGUGGCAGCAGGCAUAA